This is a messenger RNA of Anolis carolinensis (green anole), 2007 nucleotides long. RefSeq names its product adenosine receptor A1-like. Gene Ontology annotation, molecular function: G protein-coupled adenosine receptor activity. Gene Ontology annotation, cellular component: plasma membrane. The transcript has a single exon. Gene Ontology annotation, biological process: G protein-coupled adenosine receptor signaling pathway; adenylate cyclase-activating G protein-coupled receptor signaling pathway. NCBI's taxonomy places the organism in Eukaryota, Metazoa, Chordata, Lepidosauria, Squamata, Anolidae. The record is from RefSeq and is a predicted model, not a curated record. The coding region runs from base 64 to 1116 and encodes 350 amino acids.
UCCAAAGGAAUGAAGCCCACAGGAGAAGAACGUUCUUCCUAACAAGAUGGCCAACAUCCCAUAAUGGAAGCCUUUGACAAUUCGUCCUCCAAGAACCUCUGCCUCAAAGCAUCCAACGUGACCUCCUCCCCGGUCCUCAACAUCCCCUACUUCCUCUGUGAGAACCUGACCUCUUUGCUCUCCAUUGUGGGCAACCUUUUCAUCUGCGCUGUCAUCUUGCAGAACCGGAAGCUACGUGCCGUUGUCACCAACUACUUCCUGGUCUCCUUGGCCAUGGCGGACUUCCUGGUGGGGGCCGUGGCCAUCCCUUGCGCUCAGUUCACCGAGUUGGGUUUGCCACGACACAGGCCACACCUGUGCCUCUGGAUGCUCUGCACGCUGUUGGUGUUUACUCAAGCCUCUGUCUUUGGCCUGUUGGCCAUCGCCGUGGAGAGGUACAUCUCCAUCCUGAGGCCUUUCCAGUAUAAGUCCCUGAUGAGUCCUCGCAACUCACUCUUGGUGAUCAUGGCCUGCUGGGUCCUGGCCAUCGUGAUCGGCCUCCUGCCCCUGAUGGGGUGGCACAACCCACUGCCGGAGAGUGGGGAAUGCUUAUUCAACAGCAUCAUCAAGAACACCUACAUGGUCUACUUCAACUUCAUGGCCUGCAUGCUGGGCCCUUUGUCGGUCAUGAUGGUGCUGUAUGGGCGGAUCUUCUUGGAGGUCAAGCGCCAGAUCCGGAAGGUGGCCGAAGGAGAGGUGGACGUCAGCGCUCAAGAGCGGCGCCGCAUCAUUGUCCGCAAGGAGCUGCAGACAGCCACCUCGCUCUUCAUUGUGGUCUUCUGCUUCAUCGCCUGUUGGUUCCCAGUCCACAUCCUCAACACCAUCAUGCUCGUCUGUCCCUCCUGCUACAUCCCCAGCCAGGUUGUGUUGAGCACCAUCAUUCUCUCCCACGUCAAUUCUACCAUCAACCCCGUGAUCUACGUCUUCCGCAUGAGAUCCUUCCGGAAAGCCUUCGAAAGCGCCUGGUCUUGCAUCUGUCUGUCCACCACCGUGGGGGUGCUUUCGGGAUCCGAUACCAUACCGUCCAACGCGUCGGAAAGCCCAAUCUUUCGGAAUACCUCUCUGCCAGGGAACUGACUUCCAUGAUGUCUGGAUGUAAGUUUCCAGUUGAGAGAAUCCAUAACAUUCACCAAAGCUGAAAAACACAGGAGGAUUUGGUGUCCCUGAUCUGAGAUUAUAUCACGAGGCUAGCACUCUUUAUUGGAUUAAAGACUGGAUUAAAUUGGAGAAGAAAAACUUAUUAAUAUUGGAAGGUCAUGACUUAAGGAGUGGAUGGCAUGGGUACCUAUGGUACGAAAAGUCAAAAAUGGAAAAACAAUUCGGAAAUCACUAUAUCAGGUCAGCCCUUUUCAGAACCUGGGAAAAAUACAAAAAAUAUUUUCAUUCCAAAACUCCGAUCUGGUUAUCACCAUUAGAAGCCAACCACAGAAGGCUAAUGGGCUGGUUAAAAUGGCCCACAUACCCUGUUUCCCCUAAAAUAAGACAUCCCCAGAAAAUAAGACCUAGUAGAGGUUUUGCUGAAUUGCUAAAUAUAAGGCCUCCCCCGAAAGUAAGACCUAGCAAAGUUUUUGUUUGGAAGCAUGCCCGCUAAACAGAACACCAGAAUAUGCAAGAUCAGUAAAUGUACGCACCAUAGAGUGUUGUACAUGGAAAUAAUGGUAGUAACAAUAAAUUCUUGGUAGGAUUCACAGUUUGUCUGGUUAUGCUGGUUUGUGAUGACAACCACUGUACAGUAUAUAAUAAAUGUUCUUUUUUUUUUUGUUCAACAAUAAAUGUGAAUUCUUCUUCAUGGAAAAAUAAGACAUCUCCUAAAAAUAAGACCUAGAGCAUCUUUGGGGUCAAAAAUUAAUAUAAGACACUGUCUUAUUUUUGGGGAAACACAGUACAAAGAAAUUUUGUUGGUUGAAACAGGGAAUUUGGGAACACCUAAAUUAAAAGAGCUGGAUGAAAUCCAAAGGAUAAAUAAGA